AUGUCGAUUAUACAGUCUUCAAGAGGUAAAGAUCAACUUUUAUUUGAUGGGUUCCGAUAUCGAAGAGCUAAUAACAGUCAAGUAACGUGGCGAUGUGUUCGUAAUAAUUGUGCUGGUCGAGUAACUUCUCGUGAUGUUGAAUAUAUUCAUUUGAACGAUCAUAAUCAUGCACCUAAUCCAGAUGAAUUAAUAUCUAAACAAUUUAAAUCAAUAAUUGAUAAACGUGCUGAAACAUCAAAUGAACCACCAAGAAAAAUAAUUCAUGAAGCGUUAUUAGAUGUUCAUCCCGGUGAUGCAUCGGCUGUACAAAAUUAUAGAACAGUACAGCGUUCAGUUCAACGUAAACGUAAGAAAAACGAUAUGCCAUUAUCAACACCAUUAUCAUUUGAAAAUAUCAUAAUUCCUGAAGAAUUAAAAUUAACUAAUACCGGUGAUAAAUUUUUGUUAUAUGACAAUGAAAAAAAUGAUAAUCGAAUUAUUAUUUUAUCUUCAAGUACAGAUUUAAAUCGACUCUCGAUUUCUGAUCAUUGGCAUAUGGAUGGGACCUUUAAGGUCUCACCAAAACUUUUCUAUCAAUUAUAUUCAAUUCAUAGUCAUUUUCGAGGUCGUUCAUUGCCGUUUUUAUAUGCAUAUCUUCCCGGUAAAGCUGAACAUAUUUACAAAGAAUUUUUCGACAUAAUAUUACAAAAUAUUGCUAAAUAUCCAACGUCGAUUACUAUUGAUUUUGAAGGUACUGUUGCAAAUGUUAUUAAACAAAAACUUCCAUCAACGAAAAUAACUGCUUGUUUUUUCCAUUUCAAACAAAAUUUAUGGAGAAAAAUUCGGGACGUUGGUUUGGUGCAAUUGUUUCUCCAUGAUCGUGAAAUUAGGCAUCAAUUGAAGAACUUCGCGUGUUUAGCAUUUGUACCAGAGCAACAUGUUAUUGAAGAAUUUGAAAAGCUCGAAGAAGAAUCACCAGAAUCAAUGAAUGAAUUUAUUGAUUAUUUUGAGAAUAAUUACAUCGGCCGUAAAGUUCGUAAUAAUCGUCGUCAUUCACCUCGAUUUGCAAUAUCAUUCUGGAAUUGUUUCGAUCGUCUUGAUUUACAACUUCCACGAACCAAUAAUCCUCAAGAAGCUUGGCACAAUGCCCUUCAAAAUUCUUGUCGUAAACAUCCGACUAUAUAUCAAUCAAUUCAUGAUCUUAAAACUGAACAACAUGCUAAUCUUAUCUUUGCUGAAAAAGCUGAAGCUGGAACUAUAAAAAUUGUUAAACGUGCUUUAUAUGAAGAAAUAGACGAACAGCUCCAAAAUCUAGAAGAUCAGAUUAAUUCUCGAGCUGACAUUUUAAUGUUAUCCGAUAAACUUGAUGGUGCUUUAAUCAAUCCAAUAUCAUUUGGUGAAAUUAAUGAUGCUGUACUAUCUUCGCCAGUCACUUUAAACUCAUUAAAUGAGGUUAUGUUUGAAAACAAUAUUUCAACUAAUGAUAUGGGCGAAGAAGUUGCUAAUGACAAUAUUAUGGAAGAUAGUUCAGAAAUAAAUUCUCAAAAUUCAACAACAUCAUUAAAUGAAUGUCAACUUGCUACUGAAACAACCGAUGAAAAUCAUACACAAUCUAGUCGAAUACGAUUUUCUCAUGAUAUUGAACCAGAACAAAAACAUCAUUAUUUAUCUAAUAAAUACAGUAUAGAUGAUGGAUCAGAUAAGAAUGGUGGUAUCAGUUAUAUACAAGGUGUUAAAACAAAAGACGAAAUAAAGAAAAAGAUGCAAGUUUUACCACAUCUUCUGAUCCCUGGAUUAUAUCGUCUAAUAAAAUCAGUUACUCUGUUAGUAUAUGCUGUAUAUGAAGAACAAGAAAAUGGAAUGCGAAUUUGGUAUAAAAAUCAUCAUAAAGGUUUUUUAUUACAUAAUCAAAUAAAAUAUGAUGCAGAAUUUUUUAAUCCAAUUCUAUUGAAUUUAAAUAAUAUUCAAUGGCAACAAAAUGGAGUUGGAGAUUAUAUAUUGGAAAUUUAUAUGUUAACUAAACUCGAUAAAAAAUUAAAGAAUAAAGAAGAAGUUUAUCGACUUGAUGAGCAAACAAUUCUUCAAAUACAUACAGCAAAACAUAUCGUAUCUUCCAGAAGAAAACAUUUAAAACCAACACGUUUAUUAGUUGUUCCUAAAAUCGGAAAUGACACUUGUUGGCAUAUAUGUGGUUUAUCAAAUUUUAUUCAACCACCUACCAAAAAUCUUCCAUCAAUCGAUUUAAACAAUAGUACCACAGUAUCAAUUACAUUACCAGAAGCUAAUAUUAAUUUGAAUACAGUUGAUCUAUCAACUUGUUUCCAAUCAUUUACAGAGAAACUUCCAAUUAUACGUUCAAAUGCUAUUACUACAGAACAAAUCACGUCACCAGUACUUAAAAGAAAAAAGAACUAA
Messenger RNA from Rotaria sordida, 2394 nucleotides. The record is from the annotation of a GenBank genome assembly. Lineage: Eukaryota; Metazoa; Rotifera; Eurotatoria; Philodinida; Philodinidae.